UAGGCAUCCAGAAGGUGUCAAAGCAAACCUGCCAUAUAUCUCCCGGGAGAGGCUGUGCUUUCAGAAGGAGCCCCAACCAAGAUACUGCACCGAGCGGUAUAACCAGGACAAACAUUAACAUGGCCAGCAUGGCUAUUCAGUUACUGGGCUUCUUCCUGAGUCUUCUCGGUCUUGCUGGGACAAUAACUGCGACCAUCCUGCCUCACUGGUGGAGAACGGCCCACGUGGGGACCAACAUCAUCACGGCUGUAGCGUACAUGAAGGGUCUCUGGAUGGAAUGCGUUUGGCACAGCACUGGCAUCUAUCAGUGCCAGCUUCACCACUCUCCUCUGGCUUUGCCUCGUGACCUCCAAGCAGCCCGUGCCAUGAUGGUGAUUUCCUGUGUUCUUUCCACCUUGGCUUGCGUGGUUGCUGUUUUUGGCAUGGAGUGCACCAGGUGCGUCAAAGGGUCCUCUGCCAAAAACGUGUUUGCUGUCUUGGGCGGAGUCCUCUUCAUACUGGCGGGGCUCGUGUGCCUUGUCCCUGUUUCUUGGUCAACCAAUGAUGUGGUAACUGAUUUCUACAACCCAAUGUUGCCCAAUGGGAUGAAGUAUGAGAUCGGGCAAGCCCUUUACCUUGGCUUCGUUUGUGCUUCAUUGAGUAUCAUUGGUGGAACCAUCCUCUGCGUUUCAUGUCAACGUACUGGGAACGAUUUAACCUACCGCUCGCAGCCGAGGAGUACAAGGGCAGCUCCAGCCUAUAGACCCCCAGUGGCCUACAAGGCAAACCACACCUCAUCACUAACUUCUGCUUCUCACAGUGGUUACAGGUUAAAUGACUAUGUAGCCAUUGGAAAAAUUGGUGCCUGAUCAUUUACUACAAUAUUGUCCUGUGAUUUGAUUCCAUAGAUGCUGCCACACUACUGGGCAUAAGGCUGUUCGAUGUUAGUAUGAAAGCACAGGUGAUGGUUGGUGGCGAGACCCAGGCAGGGAACUUCCUUCCAGGCAUGAGAAAGACGUGCUAACAUGUGGUCUAUCAGUUUCAGUUUCUCUUGCUUUCUAAUAUGUCGAGUCUUCAGUUUGGUUCUCUACAUUUCCACAAUAAUAGGUGACUAUUAAGGCAAUAUGGAUACUCAUAUUUGAAGAGAAUAUGAGAUUCAAGGCAGGGCUGUAUGUUAUUAGAAACAUCAUAUCUAACUUAGUUUACCUUUCUUCACUUACCUUUCCAAAGAUAUAAGGCACUGUGGCUGAACGUAUAAAGUUUAAUUCUGAACUGGUGAAAAAUCAGAAUAUCUCUCAUCAAGUUUAUUGUGAAUCCUGUAUUCACAUUGUGUGCCUUUUUCUUUCUUCAAUUUUUUUAUCAUCUAAUUGAUCAAUAGUGCAUUAAAAGCUCAGUUAAACUGGUUUGGCAGUUCCUGUCAAUUUCAUUCAUUAUCUCCCAGACUUUUAUUUAGUUCCGGAAAAGGCAAGUCCGCAAGAAUAACUCUGCAGUUUACACACUCCA
This is a messenger RNA of Podarcis raffonei (Aeolian wall lizard), 1482 nucleotides long. RefSeq names its product claudin 14 (gene CLDN14). The transcript is spliced from 2 exons. Gene Ontology annotation, molecular function: structural molecule activity. Gene Ontology annotation, cellular component: plasma membrane; bicellular tight junction. Gene Ontology annotation, biological process: cell adhesion; bicellular tight junction assembly. The record is from RefSeq and is a predicted model, not a curated record. NCBI's taxonomy places the organism in Eukaryota, Metazoa, Chordata, Lepidosauria, Squamata, Lacertidae. The coding region runs from base 120 to 848 and encodes 242 amino acids.